Messenger RNA from Striga hermonthica, 804 nucleotides. NCBI's taxonomy places the organism in Eukaryota, Viridiplantae, Streptophyta, Magnoliopsida, Lamiales, Orobanchaceae. The record is from the annotation of a GenBank genome assembly.
AUGCUUCGUGACGUUUAUGUGAACGUUGGAGCAGUGUGGGGAUAUGAUCCUGUGUUUGUACAAAGGCUAGUUCCCACACUGCUUUGCUGUUUUUCCCAAUUGGAGAUUCUCACCUUGAACAUUUAUGAUAAGAAGGUGGUUCUUACGACUCUCAAUUUCCCUGUGAUGCCUAAACUUAGGAAGUUGGUCAUCAAGAAACUGUUAUAUGGAGUGGACUGGAGUGUUCUAGAACUAGCUCAAUUUAUCAAGGCAUCUCCCAACUUGCAAGAAUUUGUGUUAAAGCAAGAAUGGUUUGCUGUUAAAAGGUCAAAUAGAGAAAUUCAGAAGGGAGUUAAGCAGUUUCCACAACACCAGCACUUGAAUGUUUUUCGGUUUUUGGGUUAUUAUGGUUGCCCGAGUGAUCUUGAAUUAGUCAACUACUUGAUGGAGAAUUGUGUCGCGCUUAAGGAGAUCAUUGUUGAUACCCAACCUCCGGACCCUCUUCCCUAUGAGCCAGUUGAUCAUGAAAAAUUAAAAUUGGCCGAAGAAGCAAAGAUUUACGCUAAACAGCAGCUGGAGCCGCUGCCGGUCAACGCUCGGCUGGUGGAGAAUGCCGGAGUCGGAGUCGAGGUGCUCCGGGAGGCCGAUGGCAGGCUGCGCGGGGAGGUGCUGGCGGCGGCAGUCCGGCGGGUUGUGGUGGAGGAGGGAGGAGAGGAAGUGAGGCGGGCUGCGGCGGCCAUGCGGGCUGGGCUCGCCGAGAAUAAGGAUGAGGAGAUUCAUGAGGUGGUUAGGGAGCUAACUGGCCUUCUUGUGGGCAAGAACUAG